AUGUCUUUGUUACAAUAUGGCUUUAAAAGUCAGAGAAUUAGUGAUAGUUCGUCUCAAAAAAAUGAGCAAAAUUCUAAAAAUCCUCAAGAAAAUUUGAAAAAUUCCAAUGUAGAUAAAACAUUUAAAAUCAAAUGGUUAUCAAAACUUUCUUGGUUACAUUAUGAUAAUAAAAAAAUGUUUUGUACAAUUUGUGUUAAACAUAAGAUGAAAAAUAAGUUUGCUACAGAAGGUGUAACAAAUAUCUCAAAAAAAUCAGCAGUUAAAGAGCAUGUAAAAUGUAAAGAUCAUAUUGAAGCAAAAAAAUUAGAAACAGCACAUUUGCCUCUUCGGCUUUUACCUUCCAUCAUUGAAAUGAUGAAAGAAUCAGGAACACCACAUAUAUCUGAUGGUUUAAUUACAUAUACAAACGAGAUUUCAGGACAUGAAUUUUUAAUGGCAAUAGCUAAAACUAUUGAAGAUAAAAUCUGGAGUGAAUUGUCCGAUGCUGUAGCAUUUGGAAUAAUGAUUGAUGAAAGUACAGAUAUUAUAACAACCAAACAUUUAGAUAUAUAUGCUUUAUAUGUAGCUAAAAAUGAAAUAUUUAAAACACAUUUUUUAUGUCUUUUACCUUUAACUGAUUGCGAUGCAGAAAGUAUUACACAGGUUUUAAUUAAUCUUUUCAAAAAGAAGGGAAUUUUAUCUAAACUUGUAGCAUUUGUCUCAGAUGGUGCUUCAGUUAUAUUAGGAAAAGAUGAAGGUGUUGCAGCAAAGCUUUCAAGAGUAUGUACUUAUCCUUUAAUUGUUAAUCAUUGUGUGGUUCAUAGGUUAGCUUUGGCAUGUAAAGAUGUGGGAAAAGAAAUUGAAAUUUAUAAAGAAGCUGAAUUAUUAGUUAAAAAAAUUUAUGGUUACUUUAAAAAUUUAUGUUCACAUAUCCAACAAUUAAAAGAAAUUCAAAAUCUUUUAGAUUGUCCUAUUUUAAAAAUAAAGAGAUUAUAUGAAAUAUGUUGGCUUGCAUGA
Funneliformis geosporum is the source of this 996-nucleotide messenger RNA. The record is from the annotation of a GenBank genome assembly. Lineage: Eukaryota; Fungi; Glomeromycota; Glomeromycetes; Glomerales; Glomeraceae.